ACUCUAGAUCUCUGUUUUAGUGUUCUCCAACAAACCCUAGAACGGUGAUGUCUUUGUUUUGUGGAGUUUCAGUGGCCACUCUUCCUUUCGGUGCGGCUAGAUCUCCGCCGGCGAGUCUCCAAACUGGUGCCCAUAGAGUGACUUUUGGUCGUAGCCAUCGGUUCAGCCGCCUGAUUUCAUUCUCGGCGUUAAGUGCUAUCACCCCCACCUCGAAUCUGCUUAGCCUCCUCGAAUCUGAGAUCGAAAGCUCUGUUGUUAACGAAGACGCUCCCGACAAUGAAGAGUUGCCGGAAUGGUUUACUUUCCAAAUUAUUGAUCUUCCAACUGAACGAGUUGUGCGACUGAUUAGGAAGUUUGAUGAUGAAACCAUUAUUGUCUAUAUUGACCCUUCUGCGCAUCUGUUUGAUGAACAACCAAAGCUUCCUCAAGAUGAUGAAGAACUACUAGCUGGGAUUCCCAUGGUUGUCGAUGUGUCGAAAGAUGAUGAUGGUCUCUGUCUCGAGUUUGGAGUCAACGCUUUCGCCGCUGAGAUUGUCAUUGACAGUUUAGUUGUCCAACAACCCCAUGAACCUAAGUAUCCUUACCAAGGACCUGACUUUGAUGACUUGGAUGAGAAUUUGCAGAGGGCUUUCCACAAGUUUUUGGAGAUCAGAGGGAUCAAUCUCACCCUCACUAACUUUUUGGCAGAUUAUAUGGUCAACAAAGACAAGAGAUCGCAUCUUCAAUGGCUCAAGGAUGUCAAGUCUUUUGUUUUGACAUCUGAAAACUCUCAAUAAGAGUGAAACUUCUAGGUGAGUUUUAUGAACUUGUUAUCACCAUUAUCAAUAAUUGUAAGGAGUUGCUACAUUUGAUUUAAUUUGGUAGUUAUUAUUCAGAACUUAUGUUAU
This is a messenger RNA of Brassica oleracea var. oleracea, 887 nucleotides long. RefSeq lists its product as uncharacterized. Bases 48 to 776 code for a protein of 242 amino acids. Gene Ontology annotation, cellular component: mitochondrial matrix. The record is from RefSeq and is a predicted model, not a curated record. Lineage: Eukaryota; Viridiplantae; Streptophyta; Magnoliopsida; Brassicales; Brassicaceae. The transcript is spliced from 3 exons.